CCUAAGCUGCGCAGGAAGCUCUGCGGGGUUUGGUGCUCCGACCUAUACCUGUUCAGGGAGUUGUACUGCCCUUCACGGAUGAUCUAAACACGCGCCGUGCACUAUGACGCACUGUUUGCACUUUUUUUUUUUUUUUUUUUACAACAAGAAAAGAGUUUUAAAAACGGGCUCACAGACAGCUCUUGGUGACAUGUUUUCUGCAUUUUUGAUGUAAUUGGAAGCACUGCAUUCGGGAUUAUGUCAACGGCGGUGUUUCGUGGAGCGACUAGAAUGAACAUGUAUCCUCAAGUAUAGUAUUAAAAGCAGACAGACACGAUGGAUAAUCGACGAAAAAGGAAGCUGACAUUCGUAACCAUUGGGCUUAUAUUUCUCCUAAGCGGUGUGGAAUAUGCGGUAAUAUUGCCCACAAUAUGGAAGUAUUUGCAGACAUUGGAUGCAGCUCCCUACUUUCUAGGUUUGGCCCUGUCGGCGUUCAGCUUGAGCGGCCUCCUGACAGGACCGCUGUUUGGCCACUGGUCCGACCGAACACGGAGCACCAAGAAGAUCAUCUUAUUUGCCAACUGUUUUGAGAUAAUUGGUAAUUUCAUGUACUUUAUGGGCUACUCCAAGUGGCUGUUACUGUCAAGCAGACUGGUGGCAGGCAUCGGCACAGGUGCUGGAUCAUCUAUCUUUGGCUUUUUGACCCGAAGCACUUCUCCUGAGGACCGCGCCACUGCAUUUGCUGCUGUCAUGGCAUGUCGACAAGCUGGCCUUCUGAUUGGUCCAGCAUUUAACAUCUUCCUGAGGCUGUGUGAUUUCCACCUGGGUUCUUUUGUGAUCAAUAAAUAUACUGCGCCAGGGUUGUUCAUGUGCCUGCUCUGGACUCUCCUUCAAGUGGCGGUGAUCUGCAUGUACUGGGACCUACCGCCUCUAGAGAAGGGGAAGGCCAAGGAGAGUCUGACAGGCCAGAGCAGGGAGGAGGAGAAUGAUGGAGGGCGUGUGGAAGAGGACAAUGACGAGGAAAAGCCUCUAAUGAGGUCGCAGGAGCUGGGGGGGUCCUACGGCUCAGUUGUGACACCCAACCCAACCGGAUACGACUCCUGUGCUGCCUCAAAUGCCACGUUGAAUCAUAUCUCUCCUCCUCCCUCUCCCGUGCCAGCAGAGUCCCAUGAGGCUUCCAGCACCUUUAAGAAAUUCAGCAUAUCCCGAGAAUUCCUGAGAGAAGAAGUGGUCGUGCUGCUGGCUGCUCAGUUCAUCACCCUCUUCAAUCAGACGGCGUUGGAGACCAUGGUGACUCCGCUGACCCAGAAGUACUUCAACUACGGGGAGCUGGAGAACAGCGUGAUGUACUGUCUGUGCGGUGUGGAGGUGAUCGCUGGCUUCCUGUUUGUGCGCUGGCUGAGCCAGCGUGUUGCUGAGCGAGUGGUCCUGGCCAUCGGUCUGGCCAUUUGCAACAUCUCUGGUGUCUGGUGCCUCAUCUUCUUGGCUAACCCGCUAGGCGGUUUCCCAUGGCAGCUGACCGAGUUCGUCAUUGGGGUGUUUCUGCAGGUUUUGGGUUUGCCAUUUGUAGCCGUAGCUCAGGUUUCCCUCUUCUCCAAAAUUACUUCUGAGAAAACACAAGGUUUCAGUCAGGGAGUGCGUCGCUCAGUGGGAGGACUAGCUACCAUCCUGGGCCCUCUGUGGGCUGGGGGCCUUACAGAUAACUUGUAUAUCAUGAUGGGGGUCAUGAUGACACUGCUGGCACUGCUAACGGUGAUGCUGGCUUUCUCCUACGACCGGCUAGUUGCACCUGCUACAGAGGAGCAAGUGGAGGACUCUGAAAACUGUGGCUGAUGCCAUUGGAUGCAAUAAAAAUGGAUAUGGAAGGUAGCUUUUUACGAACAUAAUAUAUGUAGUAAAAUAAGACAUUGAAUUAUGUAUGUGUAUUCAAAGACAUACAAUAAGAACUGUAUUUUAUUAAUGCAAGACAAUUUUUGUUCUUUCAUGCAUACAUAAUCUGAGUCGGUAACGAUCAAAAUGUUCACUGGGAAUUUUGGACCCCUUUUUUUUUUUGUAAUAAUAAAUUGAUAUAUUCCACGUUUUUGGUUUGACCGGCAAAAAAAAUAUUUUGUCAGAUAAUUUCCAGACUCUAAAAAGCAGCCUUAGAGUCCCUCCACAGUUUCACUUACCGCAUUUGGACCAGCAUUCAGGGUGAUAACACCCACACACCAACAUAACACACCUCACUUCAGCUUGAGGGCUUACCUAAAACUUGGACUGCUCAGAUUUGUCUGCCGAGGUUAAUCAAAACACUCAUAUGGUGUAUAUUUAUAUUUCCCAUGGAAAUAUGGAAUCCUGCUGAAUGUGAAAGCUUUGGAUGAAAAACAUUUUCAUCUUUUUGUUUUGUGCACCAGUACUACAUUUAGUCGAUAACACUCUGCCGUUAAUGGACAUGCCAAAUGUUUGUGGAUUUUGGAGACCUGUGUCCUUGAGCUGUAUGCAAAUAAAUAAGCUGUUUAGCUAUGAUGAGGAAAAAGGCAUUUCCAAUAUUUAUCAAGCUCACGGAAUAGUUUCGGAUGGAUGAAACUACCAAAAGUGUUAUAUGUGUAAAGUGUUUGUUGGAAUGUAGAAAAAAAACAGGCUUUUAUUAAAAUACAUAUAGUUUAGAGCAAUAUUUUACUUGCUGAUGCAUCAGAAGGAAUUUAACCUUGACAACAUAUAAUUUCAAUCCACUACUUUACUCAUUAUAUAAAUUCCAUUACCUCUGAUAGAAUGAAGGGCACAUGAAAGAGAAAUAUUUGAAAGGAUGUUUUAUUUUCCUGAAAGUCUUUAUUCAUAUAACUGUUGAAUUAUGUGCUUUGUUAAUAAAUACUUAUAGAAAGGCCCCUACCAUUGAAGCAGUUUGAUGAGUCACUGUCUAAAAGAACUUCGAACACUUACAUAAAAGGACUGAAUUAAUUCGCGUUUUAACUAUUUGUCUUAUUUAACCUAUAGUCUUUAUCAUCCCAUAAUGAUGAAAAUGAUGCAUUUGAAACUUAACAGUAAUACAAUUCUCAGGGAAACACUAAAUACAAUAGAAUUUAUAAUUUCUUAUCGUCCUGGCUUAAACACUGAAUAAUAAUAAAAUAAUUUCCUGCUUUAAAAAGGUUCUAAUUGUUUGAUGCGGAUGUAGUACAUGUUUUCAACACUAGUGGGCACUCUUAGUCUUUCUACCGAAGUAUAUCCCCGUCUUUCCUGCUGAGCCUAAUGCUUGCAUUGUGAUCUCAGUUGGUCUGAUUACUCCAUAAGGUCAGGUGCACUAUCACACACAUACACAUUUAGGGAAAAAUUGAAAAUAGUAAAGGAAUUGUUUUAGGUUGCAGAACAAAAAUGCACACCAUUCCGGCAAAUAACUUCUUUAGGCUUGGCAUUAUGGGUUAUACCUCUUGGUAAUUUGUUCAGGUUUUAUAUUAAUGAACA
This is a messenger RNA of Anoplopoma fimbria (sablefish), 3417 nucleotides long. It is a transcript of the gene mfsd8l1, whose product is annotated as major facilitator superfamily domain containing 8-like 1. The transcript has 11 exons. Gene Ontology annotation, biological process: transmembrane transport. The record is from RefSeq and is a predicted model, not a curated record. NCBI's taxonomy places the organism in Eukaryota, Metazoa, Chordata, Actinopteri, Perciformes, Anoplopomatidae. Gene Ontology annotation, molecular function: transmembrane transporter activity. Bases 316 to 1812 code for a protein of 498 amino acids.